GUUGAUGCAGUGAGUGUGUCAGUGAUGCGAGGAGAUUCAGUCACUCUACACACUGAUGUUAAAAAAAACCAACAAGAGGAGAUUAGAUGGUAUUUUAAUGGCAUUCACAUUGCUGAAAUCAGUGGAGAUCCCAAUAAGACCUGCACAGAUGUUCAGUGUGAAGAUGCUGAUGAGAGAUUCAGAGACAGACUGAAGCUGGAUCAUCAGACUGGAUCUCUGACCAUCAUGAACAUCACAACCACAGACUCUGGACUCUAUAAACUACAGAUCAACAGCAGCAGCGACAGUCUUCUUCAGCUCUUCAGUGUUUCUGUCUAUGAUGUUCCUGAACGAGAGAAAAUGAAGAGAAAGUCAGUGAAGGAGGGAGAAUCUGUCACUUUAGAUCCCGGUGUAGUAAAAACCACAAAUUAUUUGAUGAAAUGGCUUUUUAAUGACAUUCGCAUCGCUGAAAUCAAUGGAGAUCUUAGUUUUAUCUGUACAGAUGUUCAGUGUUUAUAUGCUGACGAGAGAUUCAGAGGCAGACUGAAGCUGAAUCAUAUGACUGGAUCUCUGACCAUCACAAACACCAGAAGUGAAGACACUGGACUCUAUUAUCUGCUGAUAACCACCAUCCGGUUCAACAUCAUAAGGAGCUUCAUUGUUGAUGUCACUGGUUAUGUUGAUGCAGUGAGUAGUGUGUCAGUGAUGGAAGGAGAUUCAGUCAUUCUACACACUGAUGUUGAAACAAACCAACAAGAGGAGAUUAGAUGGUAUUUUAAUGACAUCCGCAUCGCUCAAAUCACUGAAGAUCUCAGUUUUAUCUGUACAGAUGUUCAGUGUAAAUAUAGCGAUGGGAGAUUCAGAGACAGACUGAAGCUGGAUCAUCAGACUGGAUCUCUGGCCAUCACAAACAUCACAAUCACAGAGUCUGGACUCUAUCAACUACAGAUCAGCAGCAGCAGCAGAAUUAGCAUCAUAAAGAGCUUCAGUGUCACUGUCCCUACGGUUUCCAAUUCAGGUCUGUCUUCAGCCCCUGUAGCAGGAAUAGUAGUAGCCCUAUGUGCUGGUGUAGCUGCUCUUGUUCUGCUGCUCGUUGCUGCUGGUGUGAUUUAUUAUCGCAAACGUCAAGCAGGACAACAUAGCGAUGUUACAGACAUGGUGAUGCAGUUCAGUAAUCAGAUGGAAAAAGACCCUGUUGAUGACUCCUGCCAAUGAAUCAGACUGAAACUGGGGCUGCCAAUGAGACAUCACAGAAACUUUAUUAUGUUGAUACUUUCAUUUAAAGGGAACAUAAAGAAAAGUUGGGAAACCAAUAGUGUCAUGAUACCAAGAUUUCAGUAUUCAGUACUGAUGCCAGUGAAACAAAAUUCAGCUAAUUAAAAUUCAAACUAAUUGGCUAUAAUUCAGUUUUAAGUGAUUUAAAUAAUAAAAAUGUAGCCUAUUUUUUUUUGUUAUUAUGUAACAUAGCUUCAGAAUAGACAAACCGUAAAUUAGCAACUAAAUGAUUAAAGUUUGAGAAAGCCUGACCAGAAAGUUUAGAGUAGUUUUAAAAGCAUAAUGUUUAAAGGUUUUGAAGGCCAUACAGUCUAUCAGAAAAAAAAACAGACAGAAUCAAACAACAUGUUGGCUUUCUCAUUAAGAAACAGAGAAAAAUAUUAAUUCCAAUAGCACAAAGAGUGCUUGAGGUUUCUUUCAGUAUGUCAGUGUUUAUUAAAGGUGCUAAAGUUACAUCUUUAGAAUUUUCGUAUUAGCAACUUUACAGUUCUACACGGGCAGACCCCUGAUGAAAACACCAGUAUGCUGUUGUUCCCAAGAUUCACUGUACUAAAAAGUUAAACUGGUGUUUUCAGCAGAAAUCCUUUUAUAUUAAAGUUAAGCUUUGUGCUUUUGUCUGUUUGUGGCAUCAUACAUUUGUUGUUAAAGGUUCAAAUCCUGCAAGGGUUGAUCUAUGAAAUCUCACCACUGUGUCCUUGAUCAAACUCUGAAUAUCAGGAUUUGAACCUGCAACAACUGCACUGAAAGACACGGUGGAGAGAAGCAGCAACCAAAUGCCAAAUGUUAUUUUGUUAUAUAUUUUCAGAACUGUUACUGGAUGCUAAAUAAGCUUUUUACUGGUAUAUUAAGCAACUGAAGGGUGUUUAAGCACACUUAAAGGAAUAAUUCACAUGAAAAUUAAAACUCAUCCAUCCAAUCAGCCAUCCAAGAUGUAGAUGAGUUUGUUUCUUCAUCAGAACAGCUUUGGAGAAAUCUAGCAUUAGAGCACCAGUGAAUCCUGCAGUGAAUAGAAAAAACAGCCAGAAGGACAUGAGACAACAAUGAACACAGGAAACACACAGUAGGGACUAACAAUGCUGGGAAUAUAACAAUCAGGGACUGAUCAAACAAGAAAAACUACAAAGGACCCACAAACGUGACAGGAAACAGGAAUACAA
Molecule: messenger RNA, 2411 nt
Organism: Sinocyclocheilus anshuiensis
Lineage: Eukaryota; Metazoa; Chordata; Actinopteri; Cypriniformes; Cyprinidae
Product: carcinoembryonic antigen-related cell adhesion molecule 1-like
Exons: 6
Coding region: 25-1194 (389 amino acids)
Source: RefSeq, a predicted model, not a curated record